Messenger RNA from Priapulus caudatus, 1164 nucleotides. Its product is annotated as filaggrin-2-like. The coding region runs from base 1 to 1164 and encodes 387 amino acids. NCBI's taxonomy places the organism in Eukaryota, Metazoa, Priapulida, Priapulimorpha, Priapulimorphida, Priapulidae. The record is from RefSeq and is a predicted model, not a curated record. The transcript has 3 exons.
AUGCGAGGCCGGCCGGGGGGGCGGGCGGACAGGAGGGGACGCGAGAUCACGGCCGAUAAACCGGAAGGGGAAACCCGUCAUGGUGUGUCGCGAGGCCCCGAACGCGAACAAGAACGAGAACCGACGAUAAGCAAUGAGGAGACGGUGGCGGGAGGGGAGCCAAACACGAGCGAGGCGGGGGAGACAGGGCUGACGGCGGAAGAAGAGGCCAGAAAGAAGGCGGACGACGGGGCGGAAGAAGUCAGCACGACGCACGAGGUCCCGAGCCGACGUGUGGGACGGGGACGGGGAGGGACGGGGGCGAGGGGCGACGGGACCGGGGAGCAGGAUGCGGAAGGAGGGCGAGACGACGCGGGACUGGGAGGCCUAGGCGCCGGCAGACGAACGAACCAAGAGGGCGGGCGGGGGCGCCCAGAGGGCGAGACAAGAACGCGGGCGGGCUGUCGAGCAAGGGCCGCAGCCGCCUACGACACGCAGGGCGGGGCGCGCCGACGCGCUACCGCCGGGCGGUCCGAGGGACGACAGCGGUGGCCGGACGGGGCCGACGACGGGGCGAGUACGCCGAGCCCGCUGCUUCGGAGCGGGGGCCGGGGACACACCAGCCCGCCGACCGGCAGACGCGACCUCACGGGCGACAGCCGACGACCGGACAACGAACGACCGGACACGAACCGCGACGCGGAGCGUGUGUGCAACCGCGCCCGCCAGCGCGACCCGAGCCACGGAGCACACAGCCAGCGCGCGGGAGCAGGACGCGCGAACCGGCGGGGCCGCGCCGAGCGGGCGACGCGCGCCGCCGGCGCCCGGCGCCCGCAGGCCGGCGCUGGCUCGCGCCCGUCGGGACGGCCGCGCGCCCGUAGGACCGUGCGCGGAAGCCCGGCGGCGCCGACCGAGAGCGGCGGCCGCGCGCUGCAGCGCCGCCCGCCGCGCGCGAGGGAAGGCACGAGCGGAGAGCGGCACGGCCUGCAGGCAGGAGGACCCCAGGCACGCGCCAACUGCGAGGGAGCAACAGCAGUUCAGCUUAAGCAGCAGGCAGCCGCAGCAGCAGCAGGCAGCCAGCCAGCAUGGGAACAAACGGGACUGCGUGAGAUCGGUAACUUGAAUGACUUGCACGGUGCAUCACAACAUCAAUGGUCUGAGGUCAUCAAGUUCAGCAGAGAUUAG